AUGACCACCGCGCCGCAACGACUUCUCAUCACAGGCGCCACCGGCAAACAAGGCGGCGCCCUCAUCGCCUCCCUCCUGCGCCAACCGCCUCGCACUCCAACACAAAUCGUCGCUCUUACCCGCGACCCAGCGUCUUCAAGCGCGAAACGCCUCCUCGCCUCCGCCACUAGCGUCGCACCAUCCACCCUCUCCCUCACCCUCCUACAAGGCGAUCUCGACGACAGCACCAAAAUCUUCACCUCGGCCGCCUCCCAAUUCAACAACCCCCACCCCUUCCACGGCGUCUUCUCCGUCCAGGUACCCCUCAACCCGACGCGCGAGGAAGCCCAAGGCAAAGCCCUCAUCGACGCCGCCGCCCGCUUCGGCGUCCGCCACUUCGUCUACACGAGCGCGGACCGCGGCGGCCAACAACGCAGCGACGCCGACCCCUCACCCGUGCGCCACUUCGCCAGCAAGUUCCGCAUCGAGGAGCACCUGAAGCGCGUCGCCACUGCGGAAGCAUCGGGCAUGGCAUGGACCAUCAUCCGCCCCGUCGCCUUCAUGGAGAACCUCAGCGACGACUUCCUAGGCCGCGCCUUUGUCGCCAUGUGGCGCCUCAACGGCCUUGACGACCGCCCGCUGCAGCUCGUCAGCGCUUCCGACGUCGGCGUCGCGGCCGCAGACGCGUUGCGCUCCCCGCAGAAGUGGGCAGGCCGCAGCGUGAGUCUGGCGGGUGAGGAGAUUAGCCCGGCGCAGGCGGAUGAGGUGUUUCGGAGGCUGGUGGGGAAGCCGUUGCCGAGUACGUAUGCGUUUGUGGGGAGGGGGUUGAGGUGGGGUCUGCGCGAGCAGUUGGGGGAUAUGUUCGAUUGGUUUCGUGAUGUAGGCUUUGGGGCCGAUGUGCAGGGUUGUCGGAGGGAGUGGCCGAAGAUGAUGGGGUGGGAGAUGUGGUUGAGGGAGAAGAGUGCAUGGAAGGGGAGGGUGGAGGCUCGGGAGAGGGAGAAUGGGGCUGAGGCUAGGGACGGGGCUUGA
Cyphellophora europaea CBS 101466 is the source of this 1008-nucleotide messenger RNA. RefSeq lists its product as uncharacterized. Lineage: Eukaryota; Fungi; Ascomycota; Eurotiomycetes; Chaetothyriales; Cyphellophoraceae. The record is from RefSeq and is a predicted model, not a curated record. Bases 1 to 1008 code for a protein of 335 amino acids. The transcript has a single exon.